Messenger RNA from Ostrea edulis (European flat oyster), 1610 nucleotides. RefSeq lists its product as uncharacterized. The transcript has 4 exons. Lineage: Eukaryota; Metazoa; Mollusca; Bivalvia; Ostreida; Ostreidae. The coding region runs from base 997 to 1350 and encodes 117 amino acids. The record is from RefSeq and is a predicted model, not a curated record.
UAACAUAUUCACUAUUAACAGAUUUAUGUAAUAUAUUACUAUAUGUUGUCAUCUCCAAAUGACUUAGAUCCGCCAAAGCGUGUCCACCACUUUACUCUCAUUUUUGCUAUUUCGGGGUAGUUUAUCGAAAAUGAAAGUAGGUUUUCAGUUAAUUUCACAAUAAUUGCUGAUCUGGUAGAAUUCAAUUAUAGUUUAUAGGGACAUCAUCUCAUAUGUGGUUGAAAUUUUAAAGGUGCAAGCAAUAGCUCAUUUGCAAGCAUUUCUUAGUUUAUUGGCAAGAUUUAUUCAUGUAUAAGUAUAGAUAUCGGUGACCGCCCAGUAUUCCGACGGUCCGAUAGUCGGACGGUCCGGUAGUCCGACACUCCGAUAGUCCAACACUCCGAUAGUCCGUUAAUUUGUGGACACAUAUAAGAGAUCGCUAUGUAACAGCAGAAAACAGAAUUAAGUGCCGUGUGCCAGAGCAAUUUUUUACGUCACAAUAGCAAAACAUCGCACUGUGGGAAAACUUUGAACGGGUUCGACCUACAUCGGGUACCUGUAAAGUGCGAAACGAAACGAAACGAAAUCUACCGAAACGUAACCCACCGAAACGAGACGAAACCCACCGAAACGAGACGAAACAGAUUGUAUAACCGAAUUCUAUCAAUUAUAAUAAUUAAUAAUGCUGUAUAACCGAACUCUAUUAAUUAUAAUAAUUAACAAUGCUGUAUAACUGAACUCUAUUAAUAGUUUACGCCAGCACCGUUUCCGGUUUUAAAUAUUAGUCACGGUUUAUGGGGGAUACUGAAAACGCUUUAUCAAUUAGACGCUUGAAGUAAACAAUGGUGAAAUAUUGUUGUGUUCCACUUUGUGGUGGUUUUGGGGGUCACAAGUUUCCCACAGAUCAGGAAUUACUCUUGAAAUGGAGGGUAGCGAUCAAACGGAUGGAUAGGAAAACAAAAAAAUUAUGGAACCCAGGAAAAGAAGACGUUGUUUGCCAUAUACACUUCACAGAAGAUGACUACAAAAUCACCGAAUCAGGUGCAACUACUGACAUGUGGUGAACGAAGACGACUUAAGUAUGGAGCUGCGCCCUCUGUUUUUGACUUCAAGAAUACCAGUACUACCCAGGAAUCUGACAGAGCUAAGCGAAAGAGGCUGCGAGAGUCUACUCAAGAUACAUGUACUCCAAUGAUUGAAGACCUGCCCAUAUACAUGUAUAUGGAUGAAUUGAUUGUACAUCAUGAAGUUGUCGUAGAUCAGUCAUCUACAAGUAUGUCCACAUCCAUGCCAGAAGAAAUGUGUUCAACAGCUGAGAAAGAAAUCCAGUGUGACAUACCUACCUUAGGUAGAUUUUCAAUUGAAGUUUGAGCCAAUUAACAAAAGACCUACCUCAACAGCUCGUUGAACCCAAUACUCUGUGAAGGGUCUUUCCAAAUAAUCAUGGUCCAAUACUGCUGCCUAGUGAAACAAAAGGUGUUACAGUUUGUUUGUUAUUAAACACUUUAUUUUAUAUGUGCAGUUUUACCCAUCACUACUUACUGCUUUAGAUUAACAGACUUAUAAUUUUAAAAUCAACAUUUUAUAUGCAUUACUAAUAUAGCUUGCUAUAAGUUCACUAGCGAGAUACU